GCGCCGGUAAUGCUAGCCUUUGUAACUCACCCUACCGGUUGUGGAUGUCAUUCACUUUUCUUCUGUUAUAAUUUUAAACUCGUAAAUUGAUGCAAAGCUGAAUGGCAGUAGCUGCAUCUUUUAUAUAUCAUUGUUUUCCAACCAAUUCAUUCAAAUGAGCCAUUAGAAAUGAGAGAAGGAUUUUGCAUUUUUUAGUACCGCUAUGGAGAAGCCUUGGAGGCUGUGGGGUGCAAUGGAGCGUUGCACCCUGACUCUAGUGUCUUGGUCCUGGGGUGCGUGCCGAGUGUCCCUUUUGGCUCUCAUCCUCACCUUCCACCUAUAUGGAGGUUUUUUCCUCUUAGCUCUCAUCCUCGCAUCUGUAGCAGGCAUCCUCUACAAAUUUCAGGAUGUUCUUCUCUACUUUCCUGACCAGCCUUCCUCCUCUCGCCUGUAUGUCCCGAUGCCAACUGGAAUCCCUCAUGAGAAUGUUUACAUUCGCACCAAAGACGGGGUGAAACUCAACCUCAUCCUUCUUCGUUACACAGGAGGUGAUUCACCAUCAGGCGUUUCCUCUAACAAUCAGAGCAGCCCCACUUCCUCUGCUCCUCCUACAAUCCUUUACUUCCACGGUAACGCAGGUAAUAUUGGACACAGGGUGCCAAACGCACUUCUAAUGCUUGUCAAUCUGAAAGCAAAUGUGGUGCUUAUGGAUUAUCGUGGCUAUGGAAAAAGUGAGGGAGAGCCAUGUGAAGAUGGACUGUACCUGGAUGCUGAAGCAACAUUAGACUAUAUCAUGACCCGCCCAGACCUGGACAAAACAAAAGUGGUACUCUUUGGUCGCUCACUUGGAGGCGCUGUGGCUGUGCGUCUGGCAUCAGUGAAUCCUCACCGCGUAGCAGCCAUCAUCGUUGAAAACACCUUCCUUAGCAUUCCUCACAUGGCUUCAACUCUCUUCUCCUUCUUGCCAAUGCGUCUGCUGCCCUUAUGGUGCUAUAAGAAUCAGUUCCUGUCCUACAGACAGGUGGCGCUUUGCCGCAUGCCUUCGCUGUUUGUGUCAGGUCUGUCAGACCAGCUCAUCCCACCGGUUAUGAUGAAACAAUUGUACGAGUUGUCUCCUGCGCGGACUAAACGGCUGGCCAUUUUUCCAGAGGGGACGCACAACGACACGUGGCAGUGUCAGGGCUACUUUGCUGCUUUGGAGCAGUUCAUAAAAGACCUGCUGAAGAGCCACGCCCACGAGGAAAGUGCUCAGCCCUCAGCCAGCGUCACCAUUAUCUAAUGAAACAGUCAGGAAUGGAUGAAAAGAGCUGAUUGAUCAAACAUCUUUGAUUUGUUUCUGGGGUUUUUAAUGAAUUUAAUGAAUGAAUGUACAUUUACAAUGCUCUUGUUUGGGUUUUUGCUUUUAUUCCACUCUUUCUACUUUUCUGUAAAUUUGAUAUGCUAAAAUAUUUUCACUAUCCCAAAGCUUAAUGGGGUGGGGAUUUCUUAUGUUUCAGAUAUUAAUGGAUUUGUCUGUGAAGGAAGCCGGAGCAUAGCUGCUAAGGUCACAUGACGUGCUAAAGCCACAGAGUUUGCUAAUCUCGGUUUUUCUGAAAUGACUACAAAACAGCUGAUGUCCUUUUUAAAAGAACAUUGACCGUUAAGAGCCCUGUGGUGUGAAGGUGAAUACUGAUCAAGAGACAAAAACAUCUGUGUCCUAAUUAUGUAAAUUAGAGUGCCAUGUAGAGGUAUGCUGUAAAUAUAUUUAUUAUGCUGCACUUUUCAGUUCAGAUUAAUUCAUCUUUUUUUGUGUGGGCCUACAUCUCAUGAGAAAUAAAUGGAGGAAUAGAAGGAUCCCUCUGAACAAUGUUCAUGAAUUUGUGUACAACUUUAAAUUUGCCCUGCAACAUUAAAAUAAAGAGACGCUUCUGAACAUUUAUCUUUAGCUUGCAAAGAAGAAGUGGGCAGAAUUUUAAGGUGAGCCUGUUUCCAACUACUUGAUGAGCUGUUUUCUCAAGAGUUAUGUUCUGUUAAAAUGCAGCUGGAUCUGAAUUGGUUUGAAUGCGUCUGGAAAAUUGUUUAUUUCUGAAAUUCAGUUCAAAAAGUAAAACUCAUUAGAUAUGUGAGUAAAGUCGUUAUUUAUUCCUGUUAAUGUAGUAAAUCAUUGAAAAUGGUCCAUAUAUGCAGACAAUAAUCGGUUGAGGUUCUUUUUGCAUAAAUUACAGCUGGCAAAUUGGUCGUUUUAACAUUAGCUUUUAGCUUAUCUGCACCGCUAGCUCUAGUGUCUCCUCUUCCUUUAAAUAAUAUUGAAUUAAAUCUCUAGGUGAUUCACUUGCAGUCAACCCCAGUGAUACCAUUGUUACUCAUUCAGUGUAACUAGGAGUUGUCGGCUACAUUUGACUACGUUUGCAGAUUUCUUGCACUACUUGGAAAAAAAAAAUCAAUAUCUCACUUCUCCACAACUCUGGAACAUCAAUUUCCAAAUGAAAAGCUGAAGUGUCAGCGUAGCGGGAAAAUAAGGACUAUUCUUUCCUCUAAAAAAUUAGGCCCAUGUGCUUUUUUCACCUUAGUAGAGGUAGGAUACCUCUGGUAUUUGCUGCUUAAAGCAACACUUGUUACACAUGUACUGGAAACGUCUGGUGGCCCGUGGGGCCGUGAUUAUAUAUUUUGUACAUCUUCCCUUGACUCAAAACGGUCCUUUAAGGCCUGUCCUCCUUCUGGAGAGUCAAAGGUCUGUUGGGCUAUAGUCAAGUCAGCAGACUUCUUCAGAUUGAUCUAUACAUAUGAGUUUUACUUUUUGAAUUGAAUUACUGAAAUUAUUUAUUUGAGAAUAUUCAUGUUGCGAUGCACCUAUAAAACCAGAUGGGGGUUAGGAUCAACUGAGAUUUGGUUGUUACUGAUUUGCUGCCAAAGCUUUAGUGAUUGGUUCUUGUGGAAAUCCUCUUGGCUUGGAAAGAAUGUCAAAAGAAAUUGGUUGAAAAUAAUUUGGGUCCAAAUAAACAGAUAUUUUAUUUCAUAGUUAUAAUAUAAUGAAACAAGUCAAUAAUAUUGAGCAGUAGGG
Messenger RNA from Cyprinodon variegatus (sheepshead minnow), 3019 nucleotides. RefSeq names its product abhydrolase domain containing 13 (gene abhd13). Gene Ontology annotation, cellular component: membrane. Gene Ontology annotation, molecular function: palmitoyl-(protein) hydrolase activity. The record is from RefSeq and is a predicted model, not a curated record. The coding region runs from base 203 to 1258 and encodes 351 amino acids. NCBI's taxonomy places the organism in Eukaryota, Metazoa, Chordata, Actinopteri, Cyprinodontiformes, Cyprinodontidae. The transcript is spliced from 2 exons.